Microbotryum saponariae is the source of this 1080-nucleotide messenger RNA. NCBI's taxonomy places the organism in Eukaryota, Fungi, Basidiomycota, Microbotryomycetes, Microbotryales, Microbotryaceae. The record is from the annotation of a GenBank genome assembly.
AUGACUCCUGAGGGCUGCUCCGACGAUGUCGACUGGAACGCCGACUCAGACCCCGCCGUCGACGACUCCGAAGCCAGCUCCUCCGAUGGCGGCGAAGAAGCCAUGGAUCGACUGCGCCAAGUCGUCAACCUCCUCGAAGAUUGUGCACCCAACCAUCUACAGCUGGAGUAUGCCACAAUGCAAGCUAAACGUCAAGCGAUCAUGUCGUCGAACCGUCUCUGGUCGGCGGAAGAGAAAGCCGACUACGGGCAAUGGCCGCUGAUUCUUGGCAACCGAAGGAAAGCAGAUGAAUGGACGCUCAAGGACACCAUACCAAUUCUCAAGCUUCCUUUGUACAUGGCCACCGAAGUAUGUCGAUACUGGUUCAAGCAUAAGCAGUCAUUGAUGGCUAGUUGAAGUUGCUGAUUAGGAAGCAAAACUGACACAAUUCUUCCUCACCGAUCCUCCUAUCCUUCAUUGGCGAAACCAACCGGAACAGGAGCACGAAUGGACAGCCUGCAAAUACGAACGUUGUCUCGCCGUAGAAGAAACAUCUCACGGUGCUCCAUCGAUCUCUUUCCAUCAGCAUCCGGCGGAUCACCUGACAAUGAUCGAAUGGCACCCGCUGAUCGGCCACAAUUUGCAAUCCACUUGGAAGGAAUCACGCAAAGAAGUGCUUCGCAUAUCGCACCAGUGCUCGGGCGCCUGCAUGCGCUACACAGGAGAUGAUGGGAAGAUAUACUACAACGUGCGACCGAAGGACAAAGAUAUCGUGCGCGAAUGCUCUUCACAAUUGAAGGUGAGUUAGCCGAAAUUUCAGCGUCAGAGAUCCUUUCUUUGCUGUGUUUGGGUUCGUGGCUUUUGCGCAUGCGCUGAGACCCGUUUCGUUACCUGCACUCUGCACUCUGCUUUUGUAAGAUUGUGGUUCCAGCCAGCAAUCUCUCGAUCGCCUUGAUUUACACGCUUGGCGACCAUGAGGGCCGGCGGACCCUAGAAUCGGUCAGGAAACCGGCCGCGGUUAUGCGAACUGUCGCUCAUCAGAUAGUGCAACAGUGUGGCAGCACCCGAAGCACUGCUUUCCAAGGCGAAUCACAAUCAUGA